Molecule: messenger RNA, 933 nt
Organism: Orycteropus afer afer
Lineage: Eukaryota; Metazoa; Chordata; Mammalia; Tubulidentata; Orycteropodidae
Gene: SIRT5
Product: sirtuin 5
Exons: 8
Coding region: 1-933 (310 amino acids)
Molecular function (GO): protein-malonyllysine demalonylase activity; protein-succinyllysine desuccinylase activity; NAD+ binding
Source: RefSeq, a predicted model, not a curated record
AUGCGACCUCUCCAGGUUAUUCCCAGGCAAUUCAUUUCCCAGCUGUAUUGUGGACUGAAGUCUCCAGCCUCUGCACAAACCAGAAUUUGCCCAAGUAUGGCUCGUCCAAGUUCAAAUAUGGCAGAUUUUCGGAAAGUUUUUGCAAAAGCAAAGCACAUCGUCAUCCUUACAGGGGCUGGUGUUAGUGCUGAAAGCGGUGUCCCGACUUUCAGAGGAGCUGGAGGUUACUGGAGAAAAUGGCAAGCUCAGGACUUGGCUACUCCUCAAGCCUUUGCCCGAAACCCAUCCCGGGUAUGGGAGUUCUACCACUAUCGGCGGGAGAUCAUGCAGAGAAAGGACCCAAACCCGGGGCACCUUGCCAUCGCCGAAUGUGAGGCCCGGCUACACAGGCAGGGGCGGCGGGUGGUGGUCAUCACUCAGAACAUCGACGAGCUGCACCGUAAGGCUGGCACCAAGAACCUUCUGGAAAUCCAUGGUAGCUUAUUUAAAACUCAGUGUACCUCUUGUGGAAAUGUGGCUGAGAAUUACAAGAGUCCAAUUUGUCCAGCUUUAUCAGGAAAAGGUGCUGCAGAACCUGAAACUGAAGAUGCUAGAAUCCCAGUUGAAAAACUUCCCCGGUGUGAGGAGGCAGGGUGUGGGGGCCUGCUGAGGCCGCAUGUCGUGUGGUUUGGAGAGAAUCUGGAUCCAGCGAUUCUAGACAAGGUGGAACGAGAGCUCGCCCUCUGUGACUUAUGUCUAGUGGUGGGAACUUCCUCAGUGGUUUAUCCUGCCGCAAUGUUUGCCCCCCAGGUGUCUGCGAGGGGAGUGCCAGUGGCUGAAUUUAACAUGGAAACCACCCCAGCCACGGACAAAUUCAGGUUUCAUUUCCAGGGACCCUGUGGCACAACUCUUCCUGAAGCCCUUGCCCGUCAUGAAACAGAAACUAUUUCUUAA